Molecule: messenger RNA, 1227 nt
Organism: Brassica napus (rape)
Lineage: Eukaryota; Viridiplantae; Streptophyta; Magnoliopsida; Brassicales; Brassicaceae
Product: F-box protein DOR
Exons: 1
Coding region: 1-1227 (408 amino acids)
Molecular function (GO): protein binding
Source: RefSeq, a predicted model, not a curated record
AUGGAAACGCAGCAGACUCUCAACGUCUCCUGGGACUCCCAACGCAACACGCUAUCGAAAACCUCAGAUAACGGAAGAGAAAGCAGCUCCGCAUCGCCGAUCCCAACCGAUGUUAUAGUGGACAUCUUCUCGAGGCUACCGUUGAAAUCAAUAGCGAUAUGCCGCUGCGUCUCGAAGCUCUGGGCCUCCGUACUCCGCCUUCCAGAUUUCACUGACCUCUUCUUAACCAAAUCUUCUACUCGCCCGCAGCUCUUGCACGCGCGCGUAACAAACAGUGAGCUGUUCCUCUUCUCCUCCUCCGCCUCACCGCAUCCGGACGAGAACUCGUCUCCUCCUCCUGUAGUCGCCACCCGUCAUAUGAAGUUGUCGUUUGGUGGUUUCGGUGAGAUUAGCUGUGGUCGUCCUGUCUAUGGUUUGGUCUUUGUUAAACACGUGCGGGUCUUAGAUGGAGAGACGGAGACAUCGUUGGCGAUUUGUAACCCUAGCACCAGACAAGUCUUGCAUUUACCCAAAGUGGAGAUGAAGAGGCUUAAGGUGAGGAGCAUGUUUGGGUAUGAUCCGGUUGAUAAACAAUACAAGGUGCUGUGCAUGACAACCGAUGGAGGACACCAUCAAGUUCUGACAUUAGGAGGGUCAUGGAGAAUGCUCGAGUGUUGCAUUCCCCAUUAUGAUUAUCCACUACUUAAAGAGAUAUGCAUCGAUGGUGUUUUGUAUUACAAAUCUAUUAAUCAGUCCACACAGACUUAUUUAAUAGUUUGCUUUGACGUUAGGUCUGAGAAGUUCAGGCCCAUUGAAGCCAAGGGAAGUCUCGGAAGAGCUGUGCUGACUGGGGAUAUGGUCAACUACGGUGGUAGAUUGGGUUUGAUUAUCUGUGAGGAUAACCGAGGAAAUGUCGGUGCUAUCAAUAGAAGAAGCUCAAGGUUUAAGUUGUGGGUUUUAGAAGAUGUCGAGAAACAGGAAUGGUCUGAGCGUGUAUUUGUCUUGCCUGCUGAGUGGAAGAAUGUAGUUGGGGAACACAGGUUGAACUUUGUUGGGGUGGCGUCUCGGACCAACGAGAUUGUGUUGUCAUCGUGGUACCCGAUUAACUGUUUCUACCUCUUCUACUUCGAUCCUGAGAUCGACACUGUUGUGAGAGUUGAAAUGCAAGGAGUGGAUAUGGAUGUGUCUAACUAUGCUGUACUUCAAACCUUUCUAGACCAUGUUGAAGAUGUGAAGCUCUAUGCAUAG